UCGGUUCCGGGGGCUGGCGGAGUGGGUCCCGUAGGAUGGCGCUAUACCGGGGCACGGAGCACUGACACCGGCCGCGCCAUGAGCCCCUGGGGCAGAGGGGGCACCGCAGGCCAUGUGCUGGUUGUGGGCACGGUGCUGUGCUGCCUACUGCAGAACCUCAGAGCUCUGAACGUGUGCGCCAGCAGGAGCACCACGUCUGCCUCGUGCCAGGAGUGUCUUCUCAUUCACCCGCAGUGUGCUUGGUGCUCUCAGGAGGACUUCGGCGGGUCCAGGACGGUGACGUCUCGAUGCGACCUGAUGGAUAAUCUCAUCAGUAAAGGCUGCGACCCGGAGUUCAUCGAGGGUCCGAAGAGCGCCGUGACGGUGACCGAGGAUCUCCCUCUCAGCAGCAAGGGGUCCGGCGCCACGCACUCCGACUUCAUUCAGCUCACGCCGCAGAGACUCUCGCUGUCUCUCCGACCCGGUGCCCCGGCCUCGUUCACGGUGCAGGUGAGGCAGGUGGAGGACUAUCCGGUGGAUCUUUACUACCUGAUGGAUUUAUCGCUGUCCAUGAAAGACGAUCUGAAUAUUAUCCGGAAUCUGGGAACCAAACUGGCCGCCGAGAUGAAAAAACUCACCAGCAACUUCCGCCUGGGCUUCGGCUCCUUCGUGGACAAGAACAUCUCCCCGUUCUCCUACACGGCCCCCAAAUACCAGAACAACCCCUGCACCGGAUACAAGCUGUUCCCCAGCUGUAACCCGUCCUUCGGAUUCCGGCACCUCCUCUCGCUCACCGACAAAGUCGACAAUUUCAACGCCGAGGUCCAGAAGCAGCGAGUGUCGCGGAACCGGGAUGCCCCCGAGGGGUCAUUCGAUGCCAUCCUCCAGGCAACGGUUUGCAAGGAGAAGAUCGGCUGGAGACAGGAGGCGUCCCACCUGCUGCUCAUCACCACCGACGACGUCCCGCACAUCGCCCUGGACGGGAAACUCGCUGGUCUCGUCCAUCCCCACGACGGUCAGUGCCACCUAAACGCCGACAACGAGUACGGAGCGUCCACUCAACUGGAUUAUCCGUCUCUUGCGCUUCUCGGAGAAAAACUGUCUGAAAACAACAUCCACCUGAUCUUUGCGGUGACGAAGAGCCAUUACGUCCUCUACAAGAAUUUCACGUCUCUGAUCCCCGGGACGACGGUGGAGAUUCUGGACGAGAACUCGCAGAACGUCAUCCAGCUGAUUGUGAACGCGUAUAAUAAUAUUCGCUCCAAGGUCGAGCUGGUCGUGUCGGACGUUCCCGAUCAUCUGAGUCUCGGCUUCUCGGCGACGUGUCAGGACGGCGUGGCCUACCCGGGGGUGAAGAAAUGCGGGGAGCUGAAGAUCGGGGACACGGUUUCCUUCGAAGUGUCUGCCGAGGCGAGGAGCUGCCCCUCUCCAGACACCGUCCACACCUUCUCCAUCAAGCCGGUGGGUUUCCGGGACACGCUGGAUGUGACCGUGACCUACGAGUGCCGCUGCGGCUGCUCGCGGCGGGUGGAGACGGGCAGCGCCGGCUGCAGCGGUAACGGGACAUACGCCUGCGGCGUGUGCGACUGCGAGCCGGGGUUCCUGGGAGCGCGCUGCGAGUGCAGGGAGGAGGAGGGCAGCAGCGAGACGUCUCUGAGCAGCUGCCGGGAGGCCGACGGCAAGACGGUGUGUAACGGGCGCGGGAGGUGCAUCUGCGGACUGUGCGUCUGCUACGAGAGUGAAUUCGGACGGAUCAGCGGCUCGUACUGCGAGUGCGAUGACUUCUCCUGCGCCAGGUUUAAGGGAGUGCUGUGCUCCGGCCACGGCGAGUGUGACUGCGGGGAGUGUAAAUGCCACGCUGGUUACAUCGGGGAAAACUGCAAUUGCACCACAGAGACCGCCGGCUGCCUCUCCGACGAGGGGCAGAUUUGCAGCGGUAAAGGAAACUGCGUCUGCGGCCAAUGUCAGUGCAUCGAGCCCGGGGCGUUCGGACAGACCUGCGAGAAAUGCCCCACCUGCCCCGACGCCUGCGGGACCAAAAGGGAUUGCAUCGAGUGCAGGUUGUACCAGACGGGGCGACUCGCCGAUAACCAGACCUGCCACCGGCUGUGCAAAGACGAGAUCCUCACCGUGGACGCGCUGGACACCGGAGACCCCGACGCCAUUUUGUGUGUUUAUAAGACUGAAAGUGACUGCGUUAUGCGUUUUACUUACUCCGAGGAGGCGAGCGGGAAAUCCAUCCUGACUGCGCUGAAAGAGCCCGAAUGCGCCACGGCCCCCGAUGCCCUCACCGUCCUGCUGGCCGUGGUGGGCAGCAUAUUGCUGAUCGGACUCGUUCUCCUGGCCGUGUGGAAGCUGCUCGUUACCGUUCACGACCGACGGGAAUUUGCCAGGUUUCAGAACGAACGCACGAGGGCCAGAUACGAGAUGGCAUCGAACCCGCUGUAUCGGGAGCCGAUCUCCAUGCACAACGUGGACGAGGUCUACAGCAUGUUGGGAAAAUCCAAUAACGGUACCACGGAUGGAUUCCCAUCCAUGAAAGAGAUGGAGUGAGGGGCCGGACCCUCAGCCGCGCCGGACCCUCAGCCGCACUUCACUUUAACCCGUAGAAAA
Messenger RNA from Spea bombifrons (plains spadefoot toad), 2592 nucleotides. It is a transcript of the gene ITGB5, whose product is annotated as integrin subunit beta 5. The transcript has 15 exons. Bases 79 to 2532 code for a protein of 817 amino acids. The record is from RefSeq and is a predicted model, not a curated record. Gene Ontology annotation, biological process: cell adhesion mediated by integrin; cell migration; integrin-mediated signaling pathway. Lineage: Eukaryota; Metazoa; Chordata; Amphibia; Anura; Pelobatidae. Gene Ontology annotation, cellular component: cell surface; focal adhesion; integrin complex. Gene Ontology annotation, molecular function: integrin binding.